CCCGCGCGCCUUGGUGACUUAACGCCGGGUUCCUCCUCAGGCCAGGCGACCUCCCGGCCUGGGGAGCGUAGCGAGGUUCGGGAGCCACCGGUGACGCGGGCACCGGGUGGACGAGAGGGACGGCUCCUGGAGAGGCCCGAAGGAGGCGAACUCACCAGUCUCGGGAUACCGGGACAAAUGGGUGAGGGUCAGUCCCGAACGGGAGCGCAACUUGCAGAAGAGAGACUGCCCAACAAGACUCUUUCGGGGAACCCUCCAGCUCCUCACCUCCAUGGGCCAGACGGCCCUGGCUGGGGGCAGCAGCAGCUCCUCCACCCCACAGGCCUUGUACCCUGACCACUCUUGUCCGGAAGGCUUGGAGGAACUGCUUUCUGCUCCCCCUCCUGACCUGGGUACUCAGCGGCGCCACGGCUGGAACCCCAAGGACUGCUCAGAGAACAUCGAGGUCAAGGAAGGGGGAUUGUGUUUUGAGCGGAGGCCCGUAGCCCAGAGCACUGAUGGGGCCCGGGGUAAGAGGGGCUACUCUCGAGGCCUGCACGCCUGGGAAAUCAGCUGGCCCCGGGAGCAGAGGGGCACCCACGCCGUGGUGGGUGUGGCCACGGCCCUCGCCCCGCUGCAGGCUGACCACUACGUGGCGCUGCUGGGCAGCAACAGCGAGUCGUGGGGCUGGGACAUUGGGCGGGGGAAGCUGUACCAUCAGAGCAAAGGACCUGGGGCCCCCCAAUAUCCAGCCAGACCUCAGAGUGAGCAGCUGGAAGUGCCGGAGAGGCUGCUGGUGGUUCUGGACAUGGAGGAGGGAACUCUGGGCUAUGCUAUUGAGGGCACCUACCUGGGGCCAGCCUUCCGAGGACUGAAGGGCAGGACCCUCUAUCCGGCAGUAAGCGCUGUCUGGGGCCAGUGCCAGGUCCGCAUCAGCUACCUGGGCAAAAGGAGAGCGGAGCCACAUUCCCUUCUGCACCUGAGCCGCCUGUGCGUGCGCCAAGCACUGGGGGCUACCCGGCUGGGCCAGGUAUAUGCUCUGCCCUUGCCCCCUGCCAUGAAGCGCUACCUACUCUACCAGUGACGCUGUGAUACCAGAUUGCUGGGCCUUGAUGCCACCCAUCCCCAGGGGCAGGGGAGGAGGCACUGCUGGCUUAGACCAGCUACUUGAAGCCAGUGAGGCUAGGCCCCUGCCCCUAUCCCCAACCCAAGUUCUGGAGAGCUCAACAGCCUGAAGGUGAAGAGAGGGAGCUGUUAUUCAGGCUGUGGCACCCUGGUACACAGGACUUUUUUUCCCUCAAGUACAAAUAAGAGAUAUGCUAUUGUAAAAACCUGUUUGUGGUCUUUUUUUGCACAAGGGUCCUGGGACUGCCUCAAAAAG
Messenger RNA from Molossus molossus (Pallas's mastiff bat), 1360 nucleotides. It is a transcript of the gene SPSB2, whose product is annotated as splA/ryanodine receptor domain and SOCS box containing 2. Gene Ontology annotation, cellular component: SCF ubiquitin ligase complex. NCBI's taxonomy places the organism in Eukaryota, Metazoa, Chordata, Mammalia, Chiroptera, Molossidae. Gene Ontology annotation, biological process: intracellular signal transduction; proteasome-mediated ubiquitin-dependent protein catabolic process. Gene Ontology annotation, molecular function: protein binding. The transcript is spliced from 3 exons. Bases 272 to 1063 code for a protein of 263 amino acids. The record is from RefSeq and is a predicted model, not a curated record.